Messenger RNA from Folsomia candida, 3712 nucleotides. It is a transcript of the gene psidin, whose product is annotated as N-alpha-acetyltransferase 25, NatB auxiliary subunit. The record is from RefSeq and is a predicted model, not a curated record. NCBI's taxonomy places the organism in Eukaryota, Metazoa, Arthropoda, Collembola, Entomobryomorpha, Isotomidae. The transcript has 14 exons. Gene Ontology annotation, biological process: N-terminal peptidyl-methionine acetylation. Gene Ontology annotation, cellular component: NatB complex; cytoplasm. Bases 394 to 3390 code for a protein of 998 amino acids. Gene Ontology annotation, molecular function: protein binding; protein-N-terminal amino-acid acetyltransferase activity.
AGAGAGAGACUGGAGUUGGUCGGUGAACGUGGUAGUGAAUCACAGUCUCACAACAUUCACAAUAUCUUUUUUUGUAAUAACGAUUGGGUUUUAAAAACCUCUCCUUAACUUGAACAAACUUUAAUUUAAUAACCACUCUUAAAUUUUUAACCGUCUUCUUAAUUUCUCUUUAAAAAGGGAAGCAAAAAUUAUUGACGAUUCAUCUUUAUCUAAGUUGGAUCUAUCUUCUCAUCGAAUCGGAUAUAUAUCAUAUCAUCAUCCUCUAGUCAUCAUCGUGUAGAAGUUGAGCUAUCAAAUUCGACAAAAAGACGUUUCAUUACUGCGUCAAUUUGUUAAUUGGGAUAUUUCCACUACUGUAGCAGACUGAAUAUUUCGUAAACAAUAAAAACCAACAUGACGUCGGCAGCCUUGGCGAGAACAAAUUCGAUGACUGAUUCAGUAAAGGAGCGACGUCUGCGUCCUCUUUACGAUCUAUUGGAUUCUGGGAACUGUAAAAAAGUAUUACAAGAAGCGGACAAACUUUUGAAAAAGCAUCCUAGUUUUACUUGUGCAAAGGUUUUUAAGGCACUCGCUUGGAUGAGACUGGGAAAAUUGGAAGACUGUUUGGCUACUAUGGAUCAGGUUUUUGAGGAAUGUCCCAUCGAUGAAGGGACCCUGCACGCAAUGUCGAUUUGUUACAGAGAGCUUGAUAUGCCUGAGAAGGUCUGUAUAUUGUACGAGAAUGCUAAUAAAAAGGAAAAAUCGGAAGAACAUAUGACUAACUGGUUCAUGGCUCAUGUUCGGAUUCUUGAUUUCGCAAAUCAAAAUAAAGUGGCGACAGCACUGUACAAGUCAUAUUCAAAAGGGAUGUACCUGAUGUGGGCGGCUAUGAGUCUUUACUCUAAAGCAUUGAUGUUGGAUGAUCAAAAUAUUGCAAAGACAAUCACGCUACCUCUAGCGUCUCGAAUGACGUCCAAAUACAUUGCUGAGAAUGCCCUUUGCACUGACAACGACAUUUAUAUGUUUAUUACGAUCUUACACAAAUCGGGAGACUAUGCUCAGGCACUCUCUGUGCUCAAAAAUUCUGAGGAUAGGAUGAAAAACUGGUCGUAUGGUCAUUACAUAAGAAUGGAAACCUUGUGUCUAAAGAUGUUAAAGGAUGACAACAAACUAGCCGAUAUGUAUGAGCGAAAUAUCAUUCAUGACUCGGAAGACUUGAAUGGCUUCAAGGAUUACAUUGCAAGUUUCGGAAUCACAAAGACUGAGCGCAUUAUCAAAUUUAUUAAUGGAAUUGCGUUUGCGUAUGACCCAAAGGUGCAAAAACUUCAGAGCCGAAUCACACUAGGAGCUUUGAUACUACUUACUCGAACGCUGGUUAAUAACAAGGCCAACCUGUGCUCAAUUGAUGUUCGCAAGCUAUAUCUUGAUUACUUCAAAUUGUUUGCCUCUAAGCCAUACUUCCUACGCGACGUGAGGAGUUUGUGGAAGUACUUGCGUGAAAACACAAAUUCUUUAGAGGAAGAUAUGGUCAAGAAUUCUGGGACUUUGACUAACUUGUAUUCUAAAUUACAAUGGAAGUCGAAUUUUGAGUGCGCCGUGUCUUUCUUGAAUGAGCAAGAUAUCCUGUCCCAUCCAGCCAAGGUGGUCAACUCGGUUUGUUCAUUAGUCAAGUCGUACUACGCAGCAGAUGGUCAAUACAGAACAUCCGGGCUUGAAAUCGAAGUCAGAGACGCAGCCCCUUAUGAAAAUUUACUAGUCACGAGUUGUGUGCUCUUAAUGAAAACGUAUUGGAGGAAACAGGGAUUUUGGGCGGGUUUAGACCUUAACGUGGAGAUGCACAGUUUAGAUCUCGACAAGAAGGAGGUCGGGGGAAAGGCGGUCGUUGAAAACGGUGUGUCCACAACUCCCGUCACCGAUAAGGGAAGGGUAUUUGAAGGGGAGUUUGCGAUUUUGUUGACCCUUGCACUCCUGGAGUAUGGAGCAGAACAUAGUCCUUACUACUCUGCAUAUCGCUUGCUGCUGGGAAAAACGUAUUUAUUCUGUGCUGCGGCAGUUCCUGGGCUGGAGCAAAUCAUGAAAAUGGACAUCAAACAUAUGCAGGUGGAUUCUUUGGGAUAUCUUUACAUACCCAAAACCCUUCGUAGUGGAAUUUUCUCAGACUCAAUGCGUCUUCUCAUUCAUGCUGAUGCACUUUACAUCGCCAGUGGGAGAGAGGUGGUGGAGCACAUAAUCUCAGCAUAUAGGAAUACUUCCUGGCAGCAAGUGUUGGAAUUCAUUGGUUAUCGAAACCAGAUGGUUUGUUCACUGCAAGCAUGCCAGGUUAGAGUUGAAAAACGACUGUUGGAAUACACUGUCGACGCUAGUUGUCGUGAACAAAUUCUCAAGAUUGCUCACAGAGAAACCGUCGAUGUCAAAGUUGCCUUCGCUACAUCCUUUCAGGAUAAUCGAGAUUUAGACUUUCAUCUCAUCAUGAAUGAAGACACUACUUCAGCGGAGUAUACAGCACUGACAUUUAAAGACAAUAUUCAUAAACUCCGGCUUCGAACAACCUUCCUUGGCAUUAUUACUAAUUACGUCCGAGCUCUGUCCAAUUUAAAUGAUGUUGAGAAAUUUAACGUCAAUAUAGCUCAAGCAUGUAUUGCUCAUGCAUCGUUUACCCAAUGUAUGGCCAAUCCACCAAAGCAUAAUCUAAAAAAUUCUGAAGGGCGAUUCUUGUUUGCUCCGUGGUUUCCAACUUGUGACGAAUAUGUGGGAAGCCCUAUCAUCAUUUGUAUUCACGACUUUAUUGAAUUAGUCUCUACUGCUGGAGAAUUAUGUUGCCAGAAAAAUUCUCAACAAGACAUGUCUAAAGUAUUUGCCCUAAUGAAAACGGCAAAUCAAAGUCUUGCCGACGGGCUUGAAGCCACCACUAUCCAUUGGCCCAAAGUGGAUAUUUCGCUUGUUAAUACGUCCAAUUUAAUUGAAGAAAUUUGUGAAGUUGUCGAGACCCUGGGAUUUAUCUGCAUACUGCUGGACGUUCUCAAAGGAUUUCUUGAAAAAAUGUCCCCCACAUUAUUAGAAAUCAAAGGACGCAAGAAACGCUCCAAAGAGCCUACGGUUGUUGUUACUGAUGCUCCGUGGGUAACUCAGUUCAACUCGCUCGUCAACUCUCUAAUAUCUAGUUUAUCAAACGUGGACGAUAUUCUGUCUGGAUUGAGAGUUUCAUUCGUGGACCGCUACGCCACGUCUUGGACGGAGGGACAAGAGGCCUACUGGUAUAAAAUGGUAGCGGACGAAGUUCGACUGAUUAUUGAGCAUUACAUCCCUAUCGUGGGUCGAAAGCUUAAUGACAGUUUUCUUCGAUCAUGUUACGAAUUAAAGGCCAAUACCCAACUUAAGAAACAGUACGCUGAAUCUCUUGUCGUCAGUUAACUUGACAAACUAAUAAUAAUGUCAGCUCAAAUGUUAAUUAAGUUCUUCUUGUUAUGUCUUGUUUCAUGUUUCAAUUGGUUUGUUUAGUUGUUGACAGUUUUCAUAGGCGAUAGAAGACUUUCCGUGAAAUGAUGAUUAAUACUUAACUGGUUUUAACUGAAUAUCAAUGAUAUGUUCCGUAUUAAACCAAGUUCGGGGUAAAUCAUAUACCCGUUAAACAUAACAGUUUUUAAUUUUUAUACAAAUGUCCGGUACCCAUAAAAAAUAUUGCAAAAUUGGAAUAAAUAAUAUUUCCGAGUAAAUCCUACUUAAAACAGGUAAA